UCCAACGAUUUAAGAAAGGUAACCUUAAAAGUUGCAAAUGAGCAUUAGAGGAAAGACAACAAUAAUCAGACGGAUAUAACAUUGGUGGCCUCAAACAAUGUAAAAAUGAUUGUUGAGACAGGGACAGGGACAGGGACAGGGACAGGGAAGAAUCAAAUAUAAAAUAAACCAACAAAUUCAAUUGGUGAAUUUCCGAACCGUUAAUAAAGCAAACCGCCGAUGAGAGAAACUAAUUUCAAGAUGUUUCGGAAUUUUACUGCCCUUUGAAACAAAUAUACAGUGUUGACUAAAUCAAAUGGGAUAGAGAUGAAAAGAGAGAAACGAACUUUCUUUUCUUCCCAAACAAAACAAUUUGAAAAGUAGGGUUUUUUCUUCUUUACCUACGCCGGUCAAUUCUGGUGAGACAACUGCGACCCGGUAAUUUGGUUAAUAGAGGGAAAGCUUGGUGCAAGAGUCGAAAUUCUUAGUUUUUCAUUUUUGGGUACAAGUUAAAAGCUGAAAAAAGGGAGUCGAUUUGCAUUGCAUCAUUGCAAUUGAUGGAGAAUUCGGGUAACGAUGAUGGGGAAGAGACGAGAAAUCACACAAUAUCUUCCAUUUCUUCAGUAGCAUCCUCCGAUGGGUACCGUUUGUUUGGUCGUCAAGGUUCUCUUCGCCAAUUUUUGGGCGGUGGCAAAGCGGCUGAUAUACUUUUGUGGAAGCGGCGGAGUGUUUCUUUCGGCAUCAUUGUCAUCGCUACGGUUGCUUGGCUCAUAAUUGAGAAGUCUGGAUUAUCCUUGUUGCUUAUUUGUUUGGAUAUUUUGCUUAUACUAAUUGUGGUGUUGUUCAUCCAUGCCAACUAUGCUGCUUACAGAAAUAGCGGACAAAUAGAAACAUUUCCGGAACUCGAAUUGUCGGAGGAAAUGAUUAGCACUGUCGCAGCAUCAUUUCGUGUUAAAAUCAAUAAUGUGCUUCUUUUGGCUCAUGAUAUUACUAUUGGCCAAGAUUUUCAUCUUUUCUUCAAGGUUGUGAUUUGUCUGUGGCUCUUGUCUGCCAUUGGUAGCUAUUGCUCUUUCUUCACACUUGCCUAUGUUGGAACUGUCUUAUCUGUUACUCUUCCAGCCUUCUAUGGAAAAUAUGAACAACAUGUGGAUAAAUACUGUGGAAUGAUGCAUCGAAAAUUUUCCCAGCACUAUAGGAUAGUGGAUGAAAGUGUGAUGAGAAGAAUCCCGUUGUUUAUGCAAAGAUAAAAACAUCCAGGUCUCGCAGUUUACAUAGAGACUGAACAUGCUUGACUCUUGGUGUGUCACUGAUUGAUACAAUGUCGACGAUAUUUCACAUCUUUUGUUCUCUGUUAUGUUAACUACAUGUUUCACCGUC
Hibiscus syriacus is the source of this 1356-nucleotide messenger RNA. RefSeq names its product reticulon-like protein B16. The transcript is spliced from 5 exons. The coding region runs from base 537 to 1226 and encodes 229 amino acids. The record is from RefSeq and is a predicted model, not a curated record. Lineage: Eukaryota; Viridiplantae; Streptophyta; Magnoliopsida; Malvales; Malvaceae.